GUUCGGGCGGACAAGGCACAUUCGAAUCGCAAACUGGAGUCCCAGAUGCCAGAUCAGUGCGAACACCCUGGCAGUAUACAUCAGAAGGUUGUGGCCCAACUCGAGAGGGUCCAAGGGACUGAAGCGAAGUUGGGGCAAGCAGGCAAUAAGUACAAGCAUGCCAUCGCCGAGCUACACGAACAG
Molecule: messenger RNA, 183 nt
Organism: Prorocentrum cordatum
Lineage: Eukaryota; Dinophyceae; Prorocentrales; Prorocentraceae
Source: the annotation of a GenBank genome assembly